UGUUGUUACUAUUUACUAAAAAUCAUAAAUUAAAAAAUUUCCAAUUUGUUUGGUGCCUUGGCUAUGGUUAUGGUGUCUAGUUUGACAAAAUAACUCAGUGAAUGCAUAAACUGGCAUGGCUGUAAAAAAAUGGAUCAAUUAGUUUCCUCACAUUGUUUUCUAGUGGUUCUAUGAUCGUUUUGGAUCUUGGAAAAAUAGAUUCAAAAUACUGAUAUUGUAAGCAUCUAAGUCCAACCAACAACAAUUAAAAAUGCUCAAUUGUAAGUAUCACCGCCAAGAAAUCAGAACUUACCCAAUCAACAUCCAUCUAGUUUGUGUUAUCAUUUGACGGCUCCAUAACACUCUUCGCUGAUUUAAUUAAAAAAUUAAGGCUGGUUAUAAAGCAAAAUAGAGGGAGAAGACUUAGGAUGUAGCUGGUGAAAUAGUCGUGGUGCAUAAACACAAAAACAGAUGCACAAAAUAUAAAAAUACCUUUCGUGAUCUGAUUAAGCUUUUGGGUUGCAUCAAAUCCACUGCUACUAAGAUUUUGAUUGAAAAGAUCAACCUCUAACUUUGGAAUUGCAAUGAAUUUCAUCUUCUUCUUCGUCUUCUUCUAUUUCUGUAUCUCUGGAGGAAAACUACUAUCUGCUAGUUUUCCCUUAUUUUUAAUUUUUUGUGUCAUCUUUCUUUGGACAGAUUUGUCAAUUGCUAACUAUUGAAUUGAAGAGACUCAAUUUUCUUAAUUUGCAAAAGAAAAUGGUAAUUGGAGGAGGGCAGGGAAUUUGUUGUUUAUCAGGUGCUAUUAUUGAGCUGCGAUUGCUUGAAACCCUAGAAAACAAGCUUGCGCAUCCGAUCAUGGAGCGGCGAAGAUACACUCUUUCCUUUUAUCCCAACUGAGAUUCAACUGAUUUUUUUCAAGCAAUCGCAGCUCGAUAAUAGUACCUGAUUAACAUGAAAUUCCUACCCUCCUCCAAUUAGCAUCUUGUUUUGCAAAUCAAAAAAGAUUGAGUCUCUUCAAUCAAUAGUUAGCAAUUGAGAAACCAUUAAUCUAUCCAAAGAAAGAUACACAAAAAAUUAAGAAUGAGGGAAAACAAGCAGAUAGUAGUUCUGCUCCAGAGAUACUAAAAAAGAAGAAGAUGAAAUCCAUUGCAAUUCCAAAGUUAGAGGUUGAUUUUCAAUCAAAAUCUUAGUAGCAGUGGAGUGGAUGCAACCCAAAAGCUUAAUCAGAUCUCCAAAGGAAAGAGCGUUGUGGAGCCGUCAAAUGAUAACGCAGACCAGAUGGAUGUUGAUUGGGCCAUAGCAAUUCACUUCCCAGAGGUAAUACUUGAGGACAUUCUUAGCAGAUUACCUGUAAAGUCUCUACUUCGAUUCAAAUGUGUGUCAAAAUUUUGGGAAACGUUGAUCUCUGAGCCAUACUUUAAGAUGAAGCAUCUCAGUUGUGCCAAGAUUGACCAAGAUUCCCGGAAACUUCUUACUAUCCAAAUGUGCAGUAAGAAUCGUAUGUUUUCCAUGUAUUGUUGUCCUUUGUCGCCGAUUCAGCUGGUUGAGGAUGUACAUAAACUCAGUUUCCCUUCAAACCCUACGGUAUCACACUGCAUAAUCCAUUGUUGUAUGAUGGCCUGGCUGUUAUGGAGGUUCUUGAUACUUUUAAAGCUAAUCACUCCACGCUUUUUCUUUGGAAUCCCUCCACAAGAGAAUCAGCAGUACUUCCUUCUACGAAAUUUCAAUGGGGGAGCGUUUCUUGUUAUGGUUUGGGUUAUGACUCAACCAGUGGUGGGUAUAAGAUCUUUCAGCAUUAUCAGGGUUGCUCUAUUCCUGGUGAAAUUCUCACGCUGAAAGGUGGCUCCUGGAGAAGAAUUGAUGAGCAUCCUCGUGGCAUUGACAACCGGUUCAUUUGCAGGCAGUUUUUGGCAUUUGUACAUGCGGCAUUUCAUUGGAUCAGUUACUCAGGAUAUCAUGCUGUGGCGGUGUCGUCGUUUAGUAUUUCAAAUGAAGUGUACGGAGAGAUACCGUUCCCGGAGGAAAUGUCACCCUUGAAGGCGUUUAUUGGCAUUACAGAGUUGGAAGGAAUGCUUUGUGUUCAUUCUAAUUCUCUUUUUCCGGGUAAGCGUACUAUUAAGUUAUGGGUAUUGAAAGAGUAUGGUAUCAAGGAAUCUUGGAUUCCGUUCUUAUCUGUAGAAGAUCCUACGAAUGCUAUUUCUAUACCAAAAUAUAGGUUUGCAGAUGGUCAAGUGUUAUUCUGGUGCAGUGAAGGGGCUAUGUUUAGGACACGUUGUGUAGCAUGGCCUCGAUGUGAUACCAUAGUUGAUGGACAUGCUUUUAGACAAAGCUUGAUUCCUCCAAUAUGUUGUGGACCAUUUGGAGCAUUGCAUCCAUGUGAUUCCAUAUGUGAUGGACAUGUUUUUACAGAAAGCUUGAUUUCUCCAAGAUCACUUAUUUAUUAGUUUCUUAUGUAUGAUUGAGGAGCUUUUCUUCUUCGUUUGUUGUCAUGUUACAACUCUUGUACUCUUAUUUUCACCAGUUUUCGGAGUACAAUGUCAUAUGGAACAGAGGUUUCUCUGCUUGUUGAAUGUGAGAAUUUGAAAAGAUCGCAUUGCUUUUAAUAUUAUCA
This is a messenger RNA of Solanum lycopersicum (tomato), 2590 nucleotides long. NCBI's taxonomy places the organism in Eukaryota, Viridiplantae, Streptophyta, Magnoliopsida, Solanales, Solanaceae. The record is from RefSeq and is a predicted model, not a curated record.